UUGUUGGGGAUAAAAUAUUAAUAUUACUGUAACACAACAAAGUGACAUUUUCCGUAAUACAAAAAUUAGUGGAAGAAGGGUCAAGGGCAAAGGCAAGGGAAGACUGAGGUUAGAAGGUUCCGGAAACAAAGGAGACGAGAGGAACGGAAAGGAGGGCUUUGGGGCCAAUAAAUCCCCUUCUCCAUUCUCUCUCUCUCUCUCUCUCUCUCUCUGUCUCUCUGAAAUCAGAGGUAUCACAUUCACAGGCCCAGCCAAUCAAUAAUUAUAAUAAUUUGGAUCCAUAAGCGUAAUAGUAAAGGGAAAGAGAAAUCAAAUGGAGAAGAAGCACCAGGGGCAGGGAGCGUCGUAUACUUAUUGGGUAAGAGAAGCAACUGCCGACGCCGCUUCGCUCCCUCUUCCCAAGAAACUCACCCACCAAGACAUGCUUUCCGGCCAAUCUCACACUGCAACUCUUGGUUCUGUCUGGAAUCGGGCUGGAACUUGGGAGGAGAAAAACCUUAACAACUGGUCUACCCACAGAAUAAAGGAAUUGCUUCUAUCUGUUGGCCCCUUGGACUUCUCUUCCGGCAAGGCUGAAAUUGAUGAUGUGACAAAGUGUGUUGGCGAUGCAUUUUUGGUGACUGUACGAAACAAGAAGCGUGUUGGCUACACUUAUGAGUUGACAUUAAAAAUCAAAGGCGAGUGGCAUCUAAGGGGGGAGAGAAAAUCUGUUAAGGGCCAUAUUGAUAUCCCAGAAGUCUCAUUCGGUGAGCUCAAUGACUUGCAGAUGGAGGUGAAGCUUAGUGAAGAGAAGGAUUUUCUGCAGCAAGACAAGCUGCAGAUUAUCCAGGACUUGAAGCUAUUUUUGCAGCCUUUCCGCGAGAAAUUGUUUCAGUUUGAACAAGAGCUGAAAGAUAAAUAGCAGGGCUAAAAUAUUGGAUUUGUCUUCAUUUAAACUUUGAUUUUGAUGAAAUUUAUUGGAUUUUAACUGUACUCUCAUGUCUUUGGAGCCACCGCUUAUUGGAUUUUUGUAAUGGAACAUAAGACUGUUAAGGAGGCAAAGGUCUCCAGUGAUGCUUAAAUGUGCUACUAAUGUUGUGAUCAAAGACACUAGAUAGAAUGUUUGCCUGCAUAUGUAGUUGAAGUUUUCCA
This is a messenger RNA of Durio zibethinus, 1131 nucleotides long. RefSeq names its product chaperone binding / ATPase activator. NCBI's taxonomy places the organism in Eukaryota, Viridiplantae, Streptophyta, Magnoliopsida, Malvales, Malvaceae. Gene Ontology annotation, cellular component: cytosol. Gene Ontology annotation, biological process: positive regulation of ATP-dependent activity; protein folding. The record is from RefSeq and is a predicted model, not a curated record. Gene Ontology annotation, molecular function: protein-folding chaperone binding; ATPase activator activity.